UCUUUUCAGUUGGAAUUUAAAAAGCUCAAGUACGGUCAGUUUUCAGCCACGGAUCCGUUAGUUUAACACUUUUUCUUGAAGCGAACCAGUUGAGCGUGGCUUUGAAGAACGAAAACCCCAGAAUGUGCGACUACCAGAUGGAAUACUCGUUUGUGUUUGAAGAGAGCUCCUGCGAGGGCGACGUGUCGAUGGCAGCCUAUGAUAAUGGCUUCGAGUCCCUGUGGCAACAAGUGGGCGAGGAACUGCGCAGGGAGCGGGAAAUGAACGAGCUCGGCCAGCUUUUCCAACAAAACCUGAGCCUGAGUCCGCCCGCCUUCGCGGACCAAUGGAGAUUCUGAGGGGACCCCUCAAGCCAGCUCAAUGUGAUAUAUGUACAGUAUAGACUUAGCAGAUCAGCCGCCAAAAAAGUGGCCUUCGCUAGAGCAUUUUCGAAAAGUGCUCGUAGAUUUUAUAGUAGUAUAAUAGUAUAACAACCAAAAAUGUUUUUGUAUACCUUGUUCACUCCUAGUUUACGCAAUGGUCUUGUCCGUGCCUUCAAAUGUUUGCUUUCGUGAAAAUUCGCUUUGUUUUGUCACUCUACCAAGUAAUCAAUUUGUACCAAACACUUGUCCAUAGAUCUUAAUUUCGCAAUAGUUUGCCUUCGAUAAUGUAUACAAGAACAAAGGGCAAGUUCGAGACUUGCUGUCUUCUUACUCAACACGAUUCUAAUAAUUUUGCAAUGUAUGAUCGUUCGAAAA
Messenger RNA from Drosophila biarmipes, 737 nucleotides. RefSeq lists its product as uncharacterized. The coding region runs from base 123 to 338 and encodes 71 amino acids. Lineage: Eukaryota; Metazoa; Arthropoda; Insecta; Diptera; Drosophilidae. The record is from RefSeq and is a predicted model, not a curated record. The transcript is spliced from 2 exons.